AUGGGAGACCCUGAGUUUCCGUCCUUAGUGCUAGACAAUGGAUCUGGAGUAAACAAGGCAGGAUUUGCUGGAGAUGAUGCUCCCCGUUCUGUGUUCCCCUCCAUUGUGGGUCGUCCUAGACACCAGGGAAUCAUGAUAGGUAUGGGACAGAAAGAAGCCUAUGUUGGAGAUGAAGCCCAAAGUAGAAGAGGUAUCCUCACUCUAAAAUACCCCAUUGAGCAUGGUAUCGUCACCAAUUGGGAAGAUAUGGAGAAAAUCUGGCAUCACACUUUCUACAAUGAGCUUCGUGUUUCACCAGAGGAAUUUGGAAUGCUGCUUACAGAGGCUCCUUUAAACCCUAAAACUAACAGAGAGAAGAUGGCGGAGAUAAUGUUUGAACAGUUCAACGUUCCAGCCAUGUACGUGGCUAUCCAGGCGGUGUUAGCUCUCUACUCUUCUGGGAGAACUACCGGCCAGGUUAUGGACUCUGGUGACGGGGUUACUCAUGCAGUCCCAAUCUAUGAGGGGUACGCUCUACCUCACGCUGUGAUGAGACUAGACUUGGCUGGAAGGGAUCUAACUGACCAUCUGAUGAAGCUCCUGACUGAGAGGGGAUAUGUCUUCAUCACCACCGCAGAGAGGGAAAUUGUCAGAGAUAUUAAGGAAAAGCUAUCGUACAUUGCGUUGGACUUUGAAAAAGAGCUAAAAGCUCCAGAUUCUUCAGAUGGUCUUGAAAAAGCAUAUGAGCUACCCGAUGGCCAGGUAAUUACGAUUGGAAAUGAACGAUUUAGGGGCCCCGAAGCUUUAUUUCAACCUACUAUGAUCGGAAUGGAAGCUAAAGGAGUGCAUGAAGCGUGCUACAACUCAAUCCAGAAAUGUGACAUUGAUAUUAAACGUGAUCUCUACGCAAAUCUAGUUCUCUCUGGGGGUUCUACAAUGUUUUCAGGUAUAGCAGACAGGAUGCAGAGGGAGCUAACAGCGCUAGCUCCACCCUCAAUGAAGAUAAAAGUGGUUUGCCCCCCUGAGAGGAAGUACUCGGUAUGGAUUGGAGGAUCUAUCCUUGCUUCAUUAUCAUCAUUCCAAUCUAUGUGGGUAACGAAUGCAGAGUACAAUGAAGGAGGUUCUUUUUGGGUCCACAAGAAGUGCUUCUAGAAGGAGUCGUUCAAUUUGUGAUAAGUUUCA
This is a messenger RNA of Bolinopsis microptera, 1161 nucleotides long. RefSeq lists its product as uncharacterized. Lineage: Eukaryota; Metazoa; Ctenophora; Tentaculata; Lobata; Bolinopsidae. The transcript has 9 exons. The record is from RefSeq and is a predicted model, not a curated record. The coding region runs from base 1 to 1131 and encodes 376 amino acids.